Messenger RNA from Daphnia magna, 1635 nucleotides. Its product is annotated as ethanolamine kinase 2. Gene Ontology annotation, biological process: phosphatidylethanolamine biosynthetic process. Gene Ontology annotation, cellular component: cytoplasm. The transcript has 6 exons. Bases 138 to 1196 code for a protein of 352 amino acids. NCBI's taxonomy places the organism in Eukaryota, Metazoa, Arthropoda, Branchiopoda, Diplostraca, Daphniidae. The record is from RefSeq and is a predicted model, not a curated record. Gene Ontology annotation, molecular function: ethanolamine kinase activity.
UGAAUUAGCUUGCCCAUUUCCGUAUCUCACAUGUAUCUCUGAUUGAAAAUGUGCUUAUAUUUACAAUUUACUAUUUCUGUUUUAGUUCUUUGUGUAUGAGCUUAUAGUAAUUACGCGUAAAAGAUCUGUAAUCUGUCAUGGACCAUUCAACUUCAAACGUUAUUGAAUUACCAUUUUCCAUAGAUAAAGAAGAUCUGACAAACAGUGUGUGGAAGGUUAUAGCAAUUUUGAAACCCAAAUGGAGGCAAGAUAGCAUCAAACAUAAAAUUUUCAGUGAUGGAAUAACAAAUUCUCUUGUGGGGGUUAUUCAUGAGGAUGACAAAGUUAAUAUGAUACUUGUUCGUGUAUUUGGAGAAAACACUGAUAAGAUCAUUGAUCGUAAUGCAGAAUUAGUUAAUAUGAAGAUUCUUCAUACCUUGGGUUUUGGCCCAGCACUGUAUGCAUCCUUCUAUAAUGGGUUAGCCUAUCAAUAUCUACCUGGGGAAAUCUUGACACCUGUAACAUGCUUGGAUGAAAACAUAUAUCCCCUUGUUGCAGAAAAAAUGGCUAAUUUUCAUCUUCAGUUUGCUUGUGUAAAAGAAAGACUGCCUCUUGAAACUAGAAAAUCAUUAGAAAAAUCAGUUCUGUGGACCAAAUUAAAGAAUUUUAUCAUGCUCUGUCCUCCAAAAUAUAGCUCAGAUGUUCCUCCAAAAGAAAAACUCCUGGAAGAGUUAAGGUGGUUGAAGAGGAUGCUUCAGCAAUUAAAUGAUCAACUGGUAUUUUGCCACAAUGAUUUACUCCUUGCAAACAUACUUCAUGACAAGGACAGGAACUCCAUUGAAUUCAUUGACUUUGAAUAUGCUGGUCCCAAUUAUCAGGCAUACGACAUAGCUAAUCAUUUCUGUGAAUUUUCGGGAGUCGAAGAUUACAACCCUUUGCGCUACCCACACGAAGAUUUUCGAAAAAAAUGGGUAACUGUUUAUUUGAAAACCUUUUAUAAAAAUGAAACUGUAGACGACAAAACCGUGCACCUAUUGCUUGGACAUGUCGAACAUUUCACCCUCGCAAGCCAUUUCUUCUGGGGCGUUUGGGCACUGAUUCAGGCUGCAAAUUCAUCAAUUGAUUUCGACUUCGUUGGGUACGCAUCUUUACGUUGGGAUCAAUAUUUUAAGAAAAAAGCUGCUAUUUUAACUGAUGCCGGUGCCAUAGAAUCCUAGUCUAUCCUCUUCAAUGUAUGUUUUUAUAUUGUUUUUCAGUUAAACACCGUUGAAUGGGAUAGUUAACGAAUUUCUCCACGAAAAUCACACUUUGUUCAGUCAGAUCCCUUAUUCAUUCCGCAUGCAUUUCUUUUAAUUGCAAAUGGGUCAACCGAAUGCGCCUAUUAAACACGGGAAAUCCCAAAUAAAAAAAAAUGUGCCAUUUUAUGCCAUCAACAAUUAGUGUAGUUUUUCAAAUAUAUUAUACCAAUUCACUUAGUUGCUUGACUGCCGAAAUCUCCUUUUGACCCUUUGUAACAGCGAUAAAUCUCCUUUUUAUGACCAGUGAUCUGAUGUUUUCCAUUGUCUAGAAAUUUCUAAAGUUAAAUACUAUGAAUUGAUGUAAUUUUCUUCCAUCUAAGAGAUAAUAGACAUAGUUUUUCAUCUUCUUUCAAACAAA